Linepithema humile (Argentine ant) is the source of this 9873-nucleotide messenger RNA. RefSeq names its product Smg6 nonsense mediated mRNA decay factor (gene Smg6). Gene Ontology annotation, biological process: nuclear-transcribed mRNA catabolic process, nonsense-mediated decay. The record is from RefSeq and is a predicted model, not a curated record. Gene Ontology annotation, cellular component: telomerase holoenzyme complex. NCBI's taxonomy places the organism in Eukaryota, Metazoa, Arthropoda, Insecta, Hymenoptera, Formicidae. Gene Ontology annotation, molecular function: telomeric repeat DNA binding; protein binding; telomerase RNA binding.
UUAUUUUUGAUUGAGUGCAACGUGAAAAAGCACCUUUAUAGCACAGAAAACGAUAUACAGAACAGCAUCUGAUGUUUCAUUUCGUUCAUGGAUGUCAGUGCGUGUGAAAAAAGUCUCGAUACGAUUGCAUGCGAUGCAUGAGCGAUUGUAUUUCAAUAUGGCGAACCGCGACAAAGGACGCAGAAAGUGGGGAGGAUUUUCACAAGAACUGAUGAGUUCUAAGGUAGAGAAAGAUAGAAUGGCGGGGAUGCGUGGCGGAGGGAAUAGAGCAUCCCAGGCCUUAUACAGACCAGGAAGUGGCCCUUUACGUAAGUCAGGCAGAUCCAGUAGCGUCACUGAUGAAUACGACAACGAAAACGGCGCGCAAGAAAAAUCCAGAUCAACCUCCAUCCAAAAUCGUUUGAGACAGCCACAAUCCAAUCGGUCCAAUCAAGCACAGGAUAGUCCACCUUUAUCACAAAUUGAUAAUGUAACAGAAAAACUGGACAAUACCCAUAUUGACUAUAGAAGUAGCAGCAACAAUGAAUCCGUACAGAGCAUUGGUCAGAAUAGUAGCGGAGGAGGAAAUGAUCCGAAAAGGAAAAAUAGAAAACCUGAGCAAUUGCUGUAUGUACCGAAAAAAGUAAAGGAAGCAAUGGAGAUGGAUGGAUCGAAUAGAUCUCCCAGUCGCAAUGUUUUGGAACGAGAGAGAGAAGACAGCGAUGAUCGUGACUCCCACUCCAAUCGUAGUCAUAAAAGCGAUCGUAACCGCCCGAGCUUUCACAGUGCGCGAGACAAUAACAAUGAAGGCAGAGGUAGAGAGGACAACAGUAAACGAUACUCGGGUAAUCGCCGACAUCGUCACGCCAACGAGAACGAGGAGCGUUGGCGAUUCGAUUCGCCAGUGUCGGCUAAAAACUGUGCGAAUCGAAAGGACAAUCUGCGCGAAGUUAGACAAGGCUCGGAACCUUUAUCUGUGACCAACCAGAAUGAUUUUAAUCGUACGAGAGACACGCGCAGUGUGGAACCUGCUGGACAUCCGGAUAAGUUUCAAGGGAAGCCACCCUCGGGCAGGCGUAACAAUGGGAAAGAAAGUUUGGUGAAAAAUACCAAGUUAGAAUCUCUGCCACCACGAUUGCAAAAGAAAUAUCUCAUUGACAAUGGAUAUGCGUUGCCCAGUAAUAAUCCGGGAACGUCCGCAGAGGAGUGUUGGAAUGGUACCAGUGUUGUAUUUCAGGGAUCAUCCAGUUACAAUUAUCCACCAGCGAUUCAACAUUCGCAAACGAUGCAAAGCUUGCCGCCAUCCGGGCCUUUACCGCCACAAUCUCAUUGGGCGAACACCGUACCGGUGAGAGGCAGGGGAAGAGGUAGACUCAGACCCGAGGACAUGGAUGGUACAGCCAGUGGCGUUUUUAGACCUGUAACUCCUGAACAGUACUCCGCGCCGAGCUCAAGAUCCCAUACACCCAGCCAGGAGUAUAUGAAUCGGUCUUACGAUCGUCGCGGUAGUAACAGCACUAUGUACACCAGCAUGGAAAGCUUGAGCCGCGCCGAUAGCGUAAUGAUGCCGCCGCCAUCGUCCGCAUCGCCCGCAACGUCGCAAUCGAAUUCAAAUAAAGGCCACAGGUCACCCGAAAGUCAUCGUAAAGGCACACUAUCACCGACCAACAAUCGCAACACGCAAAGAACUAUAAUCAGCAAUACUCAUGACCAUAAUUCUGGCCUGGAUAAGCAGGGCAAUCAAUCAGCCAUGAGACAUAGUUUCACAAAAAGCGAUUCAUUUCAUCCAUCAUCUAAUACCGCAUCUGAAAACUUUGACUGGAGUGAAGAGGUUGAGUUGAACGAAAAAUUAGAACAGGAGCAUCUAAGCCGUAGCUCGUCUGUAUUGAGUAUUCGCGAGGGCGCAAAUAUGCCGCGAAGUCAGGCCGUAGGCGAGAGUCACAAGCGACGUAAAAAGAAAAAGCGCGAUAAGCAGCGUGAUACCGAUCGUGCCAGUAGCAGAGACAAAGGACGAGGCAACAGUCGCGAGCGUCAAAAGAACCAGCAGAAUCGAGAGAACAACAACUACAACAAUCAAAAGAAUAGUAAUAAUAACAAUAACAGCAAUAGGCGGUACGAUCACAGGAGGCGUAGUAUUAUUCAACGUAGCCGGGAAUCGAGUAAAGAAAGAAGUUACGGUAGCAGUUACAGAAAUUUCGACGAUCUCCAUAGACGAAGAACCGAUAGGUACUUAGAUGAAGAUUGGAGAACGGGCAGAAAGAUAUCGAUUUGCGAUUCGGACGACGGGAGACAAACCCCUAAAGUUUCCUCUCACACGGCACCACUUUCCAGCGCAAAUUCGAACUCAACCGCGCAUCGAUCAUCUCCAACGGGAUACAGCAAUGCUCAGCCGGGCGUUUUGAUCUUGCCUAAUGACGCUAAUCAGUCGCCGCCCAAUCAAACGAUCUCAGCUUCUCAGCAAGGAGCCGGGCAACAGCAGAGAACGCUGUUCGACCCGAAUAACCCGCAUAAACCCAUUGUUAUCACCUCACCUGGAAGUAGAGCAGCUGUACAAAGGGACAACGAUAUGCAAGUUUCUAGCGUUCCGGUAUUCCAGUCUAAUACAUCGUCGCAUUAUUCUUUCCAAAGCGCCCAACUAGACGGCAUGCCACCGCCGUAUAUGAACGACCAAGUCGGAAAUACGAGACCUUCGUGGUAUGACCCGUAUUCACCCAGUUUUCACUCAGCAAAGAAUCACUGCCUUCUCUUGGACAUAGAGCGCGCCGAUCUGGAAUUACAAUGGAUAUUAAGUUCCGGUGGCUUUACGUCGCGUUUGGAAAGAGUCUCAUACAUACGACACUUCCUUCAACUGAGCUUGAAAAUCUUACUGGAGACCGAUAUCAAGUUCUGCCAAGCGGAGAACGUCGAGCAACACUUUUGGAAGAUAUUGUUUUAUAAUUUAAUCGAGAUGUUGCGAAAAGCGAUGCCCAAAGAGAAUUCGGAAGGACGAGAGCACUACAAGCAGAUAAUGUUGAAUAUCAUUGACGAGGGCACCACUUAUCUGGAAAGUUUAUUGACCACUCUUGAAACUACGUACGAAUUCAAGUUGGACACAUUUCUUGCGUCGUCGAGCUUACCUAAAGGUCUCGGACUUUUGGGACUGGCUUUAGUCAGCGCGCAAAAGAUAUUUCUGUUCUUGGGAGACUUGGCGAGAUACAAGGAGCAAGCAAACGAAACGAGUAACUAUGGAAAAUCGAGGCAAUGGUAUCUCAAAGCCCAGCAAAUCAAUCCUAAAAAUGGCAGACCUUACAAUCAGCUUGCCUUACUAGCACAUUAUGCAAGACGGAAAUUGGAUGCUGUAUAUUAUUACAUGCGAUCUCUUAUGGCGUCCAAUCCGUUUCACUCUGCUAGAGAAAGUCUCAUAGCGCUCUUCGACGAAAACAGAAAGAAGUAUCUACAUUAUUACGAGUCUAUCGAACGUAAGCGGAAGGAAGAGAGAGAAUCGAAGGAGCGGGCAAGGAUGAAGGAGAAAGAAGGCGCGAACAUAAUCGGCGGCGGGCUGAGAAGAGAGACGUGGAUUCAUCCAGGCGACGGUAGACGAGUGCGGCGUACAACGAGCGAAAUCAUCGAGGCCAGACUGUCCCACACAAGUGACUUGGAGGAAUUAUCGCAAUUAACGAGUGUCGAGGUGAACAAACGAUUCGUUACUUCGUAUCUCCACGUUCACGGGAAGCUCAUCACUAAAAUAGGAAUGGAAACUUUUCAAGAAGCUGGCGUUCAAAUGCUAAAGGAAUUCAGAGCUCUGUUGCAACACUCACCGCUACCGCUUCCUGGUACUCGUCUACUUCAACUCUUGGCGCUCAACAUGUUCGCGAUCGAGACCACACAGUUGAAGGAUUCCCAAAUGGAGCAAGGCUAUCGAUCGGAGGUUCAGGAGCGAGCGCUCGUCGUAUCACUGCAGAUGUUCAGUCUGAUCUUGGAACGCGGUGUAUCCCUUCUGAAAGCUCAGUUAGAUAGCCGACAGGAACCGAGGCUUGUGGUCGGCGAGGAUCUGCAAGUGCUUCUACCCGCUAUUAAGAUUUGGUGCGACUGGAUGCUCUGCCACAGCACUGUCUGGAAUCCACCGCCGUCUUGCACGGAUUACAGAGUCGGGCCGCCUGGAGAUGCAUGGAGUAGACUGGCGACAAUGGUGAAUCUUCUAGAAAAAUUAAAUUACACCAGGACAACCUUGAUUCAAGGCAAGGAUGCCGAGGGUCGCGAAGAAGAACUGGAGCUCGUCAAACUGCCGGAAGAUAUCACAUUGGCGGGGUUCACUCCUCUUAUGUCGAACCCGCAGGAUCCUUGUUAUGUUGAAAAAACGGAAGAUAUGGAAGUGGCUCAGGUGUGCCUCAGGAUAAGCAAGAUCCUCUUCUUCGGUCAAGAGUUCUUGUGCGGCUUGGAGACACCGGUGCUAAAACUGCAGAAGAGUGAGACCGGCGUUAGCGAAUAUGUCUCUGUGGUCGAAGCCUCGAGCGCAAGUUCACCGAGCUCGCCGCCGACACAGAGCGACUCGGAGCUCAUGGUGGAGAGUUACAGCGAAGGAGAGGAGGAGUCGAUUUCCACGUUGAGAAGAUUACCCUCGUGCGGCAGUAUGCCCGACGAUACGACGGCUCCCGUGGCGGCGGUCGAGAUAAGGUCGCUGAUCGAGAGGAAGGAGGAACUGGAGAGGCGGCAGCGGAAACAAGAUCGGCAUCGACAGCGGGUACAGGCAAUCUUGCAAAAGUCCUCGGUGUCGGUGGAAAUCGAAGUGAGACCGAGACAAUUGGUGCCGGAUACGAACUGCUUCAUCGAUUACCUGCCGCAGCUGCAGAUCAUCGUGAGGGCUACUGCCAGCGCGCAACCGAUAUACACACUUAUGGUGCCACUUGUCGUUCUAAACGAACUUGAAGGUCUGGCUCGAGGCGCCGACGCCAGGGACUGUCCUCCAGCGUCGAGGGCGACUUUGAACCCCGAGCAUGUGGCACGAGUGGCCGAGAGUGCUAAGGCAGCAUUGGCCUUCGCGAGGAGCCGAAAUCCAGCGAUCCGGUGCUUAACCACACGAGGCACCGUUCUCACAUCCAGCACUUUCACGGUGGAGGAAGACGUCGACAAGGAUGGACUGACGCGGAACGAUGAUAGGAUAUUAACUACGUGCCUCAGCCUUUGCAGGAGCAGCAAGGAUCAGACGAACGCAGAAGAGGGACAGCCGCGGCGUUUGAGACGGGAGGUGGUUCUGCUUACGGAAGACCGGAACCUCAGGGUAAAGGCUUUGGCCAGAGACGUGCCCGUAAGGGAAGUGCCCGACUUUAUGCAAUGGGCCGGGCUCGGCUGAGACGACGCGGCGUGAUCGCGACCAACUUCACUGAAGAGAGAUCUCCCGCGUUCCUGCCCGCGCGAGCCCGACCAAACGCAAGCAAGACCAAACGUAACAAGAGGAGGAAGCGAGAAGAGGAAGGGCGCUUCGGAACCGCGACGGAUUCUCCGUAGCGAAUCUUAUCGUGGCAGAUAAGCCAUGUGUGUACGCGCUGCAUCGUAGCGUAAGUUCAUCCUAAUAAACGGGUAUUCAGACUGCUUCCCGACGGUGUUCCUUUUUUUUUAUCUUUUUGUUUUCGAAAUUUUUGUACCUUGUCGGACGGAAGUACCGCUAAGUGCGGUUGACGAGAGAGAGAGAGAGAGAGAAAUCCGCAAAGGAUAAAAAGAGGAGAGAAUGAAAGCGCGCGCGAUCGCGUAAAAUACGCGAGUAAAAGUACAGUACGAACGAUGGGAAAGAAACAGUUCGCAGCCGUGUCGCUUGCCGUUUCGCUUGCCGGAAACACCGGCCGUUCGAGCACUCCUCGAGUAUAAGCGUGACACUUCCUACCUUGUAUCCCCUAACUGUUCCGUGUGUCUCGAACGUGUAGAUGCGAAAAUCCCGACGAGAGCCGCGGGGACCAUGUUGGCCGGAUGGCCCGAAAGACGCGUCGGGCGCAGGACACUCGCAGCUAUGACAUGCAGAGAGAGAUGCGCGACGAAGUACAUCGAAGUAAAUUCGAGGGACGAUCCGGACACGGGCUUUCCAAAGAAACGGAGCCAAGAGGAAGCGAAAGGAAAAAAAAAAUUUUUUAAAAAAGAAAUCGAAAAAGGAGCCGUGCUGUUCUUGGAGUUGUUAUCCCCGUUUGUAGAUUGUUUUUUAUCGACAACAGUCGCCUAUUGCGACCGGGAUGAUUAUUUUGUACGCUUUUGUUUGUCGAGAUUCACUUUGUUCACGAGUUGUUAUUAAAAUUUUUACGUCGUACGUACAUACGGUGUCGCGUUUGAGACGACGACGACGUCACUCGCGUCGUCAUAUUUCGCCGAUAAUCGCGAGACGCGUCUUUUUAUCGUCCCGCGCGUGAGUCCACCGUGACAUUUUCCAUGAGGCGAUUUCCCCUCCCCCCCAUUUUCCUGCCCCCCUUCCCUCUGCUCCUUAAACGUUAAAGUUAUUAACAUCAUUACCUUUGAGCUGCCAUGAAGUGAAUUGUUAGCGAUGGUUCAUUUUCAACGAACGAUUAUUCUGCGCCGCCUGAGAUACCGCCAAGGCCGAGCCCCGACAAUGGCGAUCCAGUAUGAUCGUUAAGCAUGUCACCCUCGAGCUCUCGUGAUCACGUUUGGAAAAACGACCGAAAAAUUUCUGCUCUCAGAAGCUAAACGUCGAAUUGCCCGCAAAAUGUGCACGUCUGUGCACGUCCGACAAUGCGCGAUCGUGUGAUUUAAUUGUAUAUAAUAUAUGAGUGUUGAUAUUUUUCAAACGAAAUAUUCAUAUCCGCAUAAUAUUGUAUGAUUUUGAAAUUACGCUCGAUCCCGUCGUCGAGAGGGCACAUUUUGCGCGUUCGAAUUCGAUUUUUGCGAAAGCGUUACUCUUUUUCCGGUUGUCUUCGGCGAACGUGCACGACGACCGACGAGGCGUGUGUUGUCUUUUUUCAUUGCCUGCGAGUACUCGCUUGCGUAGCUUAUACACUUAUGGUUCGCCGGCUUAAGACUUUACAAGUUUUUAGUGUAAGAAAAACGACGCGGAUCUUAAACUCCGCAGCGUGGAGAGGUGUGUGCGCGCACGAUUAUACGACCGUGUGGUGUUCUUUAAUAAUAUCAAAGACUAGCUUUUAUCGAUUUAAGCGAAGAAUUAAAUAUAUCCCGCAAGUGUGGCACGAUUUGCUAUUAUAUACAUUCCGUGUCGGAACUGUUUAACGAUGUUUUCGAGCGACGUCGUCAUCACACCGAUGUCAAUUUCAACCGGCUUCACCGGACGGGGGGGGGGGGGGUGUGAUCGCGAUCGAGCGCCGGGAUGGGAUUCGCGCGACUUUUUUCGAAUCGAGUGGCAACGCUCCGGGGAUCGCGUUUAUUAUUCUCACGACGAGAGUCAUCGAGGGACGCGCGCCGACAUUGGUGUUUUUAUCUUCGCGAUUUCUAGUAUUUCUCGGUUUUGCCGGACAUGUAUACGAGUGUACCUUUCGGGAGAGGAAACCUUUCGGAAGCGCACAGUGGUCGAGGUAUAGCGCGCGAGGAACUGCGGGACCGACGAUUGAGUAGCGAACACGAUGUCCUAUUUUUCGACAAAGAUAAUAGUUACUUAAUUCUCCGUAGCGUAUUAGAGAAUGUGCGAGGGUUUGUGAGAGAAAACGCGAGAGAGGGAGAGAAAGAAUGCGAGAGAAAAGAGAGAGAGAAAUAAAGCGAGAAAGAGGGGAGAAUGACAAUUAGAUUAACAGAGAAGGACGGUCGAAGAGGAAGGAGCGGAAACGUUUGACACAUUGAAGACCGGCGUCGACGAUAAAUCUCGAUGUUGCCCGACGUUGUCUCGUCGAAAUUCCUGCGAAUUAAAUCGGAUCGGUAAGUAGAAGAAGAGCCCACCCACUUGCACGCUGCCCGGGCAGAAUCGUUUCGCUACACUGUGAUGUUCCGCUCGAGAAGCCGCGCCGUUCGGGUAAAAGAAAGCCUCUGUGUCGGCCACAAGGGUGUCUGUACAGCGGGAUUUUAAGGGCACGCAAGAAGCAUAUUGAAAUAUAACUCUUCCGAUCUUGUCGUGAGAAAGCACCUUUUUUCUCGCGCGAGGGGAGAAAGAAAGGUCGAUGAAAUCUGUCUGUGUGUACGCGUACUCCACCGCUACUUACGAUUUCAUUGUUUCUUCCCGCGGAGAAAUGCGAUCGCAUGGAAUUCGCGAGCGGAGUAAACGCGAAUAGGGAUUUCGCGGAGCACAUCGAGGUCUCGAGCAUUGCUCAAUGUCGCCGCGAGAAGACGGUGAAGUAGCGUUCGUUAACGAUACUUUACAGGAUUCCGCAUCGGCGCGUUGAGAGGAGAGAGAAGAGAGAGAGAGAGAAGAAAGACAGAGAAGAGAGAAUGUGUGCAUGAGAGAAAGAGAAGUAUGCGAACUUUGCGCCUGCGAAGCUGUUCGUACUUCUCGUCCUUCGACGUGUCUGUUUGCUUUGGCGUCUUUUUCUUUUUUUCCCCUGCCACCUUCUCCCCCCGUCGCCGUUUUUAGCUCAAUUUUUUAUCCGAAACCACUGCGGUAGGAGAAAGUGUGGCGUAUCGAUGGAGUUCGACCAAGUCCACUCGAAGCACCGACGAUGUACACUGUCAUUAUGUUUCACUAAUUUUUAAGCAUAGUCCUUUUCGUAGCUUUUUAAUGUGCGCGCUCGGCCGCCGUAAGCGGCCGACAAUUGAUCCGCGGGCAGACGUCCGAGAUGUGGGAAAGGCGUGAGAGAGAUGGGCGGGCGAAAUCGAUUGCGCGAGUGCACCAAUAGUACAUAAAUAGCGUCGAAAGGUUUUUUCCACCUUCUCGUCAAGCCGGCGUUCUAUUUUGCGCGCGAACCAAAAGUUCGAAAAAUUGAACUCGGCAGAUCGACAUUUCGAUUCGACGGAAAAUAAUCCUUUUCUUUUUUUUUGUUCCGAUGAACGCUGCCCCGAUUAUUAUCAAAAGUGAGAAAAGAGACAAGGUACGUCGAAUACGAGUGGAGUAUUUUCUUUUGCAACAGAUACAUUUCUCGCGCGCGCACAAUCGGCUGUCGGCUUUCUGAAGGAGGGAGAACUGAUCGAUAGUAUCCGAUAUCUAGUUAUACGAAACAACAAUCAGGGUAUAGUUUGCAAUUGUAUUCCGGGCAUAUCACACAAACACACACACACACACACAUACAAUGUUUAUCAUCGCAAUAGUUUCUGCAAUAGUUGUAGCAGUGCAAUAGACACUCUAUAAGCCACCUCGGUAAAACUAUCCGUCCCUCCUUGCCCUCUUUUUCCCCCUCCAGGAUCACGGAUCCAUUCUCAUCAUUUCAAUACAACACAUAUCUCCACUUGACUCACUCCGGUCUUUGAAGUUGCAAAAGGAUCUUGCAAGGGACCGGCUUCCUCCGAUCGGCUUGCGCGAUCGAGUUCACGUUUAGCCCGUGCUUGAAAGAGAUUGAGAACAAUGUCUGAAUAAUAGGUAGACAAUUGACGUAAGAUAGACAUCGUGAUUUUUAGAGCCGAUUUAUCGCGGAAGCCCAUCCGCUUCCGGGAUAACUCUCACACCGUAAGUGUACCUAUACCUAUAUUGUAUAUAGGUAUAUAUAAUUAUAUAUAAUUAUACGUACGUAUUAUAUAUAUAUAAUUAUACAUAUAUAAAUACACCCACUUGUCACUGAUUUUAUGCUAGAUUCUCGCAAUUUAUCUCUAAUAAAUUUAAGUACGUGUAUCAUUAUGUGACGAAGCAAAGGGAUCGCGAUUCGUUUGUAUUUCGUCUUGGGUGAAGAUGAUAAUUGCCGAUUACGAUGACGGAGAUGAUGAAAGUGUGAGGAUGAUGCUACGAAGCAAGCGUUUUUAGGCUAAUCUGUUUAUUACACAUUAUGAGAAAUGUCGCUACUAAUAGUGUUACCACUUUGAAUAUUCAAUAAAAAGUGACGUUGAAACUAG